AUUUUAUUGACAUCGUGUAAAUAAGUGUGAUGUCUUAUUGAUUAGUGAUUUAUAUAUUUUAGAUCCGCCUAUCUAUAGCCAGCUACAAAGGAAAAUGAAGUUGAUCAUAGUUACCGAUAUCCUGUCAAAACUAUUAAUCCUGUUUCUUAUCAAACCUAACAUUGGUGAUAUUAAAAUCAAUAUAACAACUGCUUCUAGUAAAGAAUACGUGCUGGUUAACUACACUGGAUAUGAUAACAAACUGAUAACAGAUAGAGAAGUUCAACUUUUCAAUAUAACAAAAGACAAUCUUAACAGAGGCUUCAGAAUUGAACUAGGGAAGGCGCCUGAUAACUUCUUUCUCAAAGAUCCUACUGCAUAUGGCGAUCUAUAUCAAAAAUACAAUUGGUCUGAAGUUCAGAGACAUAUGGUCAUCAAACAAGCUACUGUUUUAGAUGUAAUCCAUGAACAAGUUGUAGUUAAAACUGUUGAGGUUUUCAACAACGACACUGAUAAAAUUAAACUCAAAAAAUCAAUGAAUGAAGACGUUGAACUUACAAUAUUUUCGUUCUGGUCCAAAGAUGGCUUUCCGACUGACGAUAUUUCUUAUGACGUAUGCAUUGAUCUUACUAUUAAGAAACCAUCGAAAUGGGAUGAAUAUUGUUUUAAAAACAAAUGGAGAAAUAGUACUUUUGAAAGCAUCAAAGAUACUCUUGGUGUAGACAUUAGGAAAGGAUGGGUCGAUGUUGAACCUGGCCAGACUAUUGUUAGUAAAUUGAUAGCAAAUAAAACGAUAAUUUUCGUUGAAUUUCAAUACUCGGCAAUUCUUAUUGGAAGAGUAAUUGCUGAUUAUGAAAGACUGUAUGGAAAAUAUCACUUUUAUGCUCCAUCUGUAUCAGACAUAAUGAGGGCGGGGUCGAUUCCUAAUGAAAUAAUUACUACAGAGAGAAUCGAAAUAAGAGGUUACACAGACCCAAAAUUGGUGAUGUAUGACAAAGAUACAGGUGAGGAGAUUAAAAUGUAUAGACGUAUAAAAUUAGUUGGAAGUAAAAAGAGAAGAACUUUAGUGUAUCUAGAUGAUUAG
Molecule: messenger RNA, 1063 nt
Organism: Amyelois transitella
Lineage: Eukaryota; Metazoa; Arthropoda; Insecta; Lepidoptera; Pyralidae
Exons: 2
Coding region: 95-1063 (322 amino acids)
Source: RefSeq, a predicted model, not a curated record